Messenger RNA from Oppiella nova, 1017 nucleotides. The record is from the annotation of a GenBank genome assembly. Lineage: Eukaryota; Metazoa; Arthropoda; Arachnida; Sarcoptiformes; Oppiidae.
AUGCAAUGGUUGGCCAAAGUGUUGGGACAGACAUCCGAUAUAAUGAACAAUAACUGCGAAAAUAAUGACACAAAUACUAAGGAUUUAACCAAAACUAUCAAACUAUUGUCUACUAUCAAAGGAACUACACAUAUAAUACCGAUCCCAUUAGCACCUGGAUCUCACCCAUCAAUGCCUAUAAACUAUCUAAACAUUGAGUUAAAUCCGGAUUUCGAGACAAACCCCAGUUCCCCUUAUUUGGCAUAUAUUUCAUAUACCGGACGUGUAGGUUGUGUUUGGGUGACAGCCAUAAGAUACUUGUGCGAUGAGCACCGGGCGGUCGAGCUUUUUGUGACUAAACUAAUAGCAAUUGGCAGUCAAUAUGGGACUUUGGCUAACUGUCCAAACCUGGAGGUCGCGGCUAUGCACUUUAUGUAUUACAGUUCACCUAUACUACCAGUCCCUAUCACUAAUCUGCUGACAUCAGCACCGAGUGUUUCCGAGCACAACCCGAUUGACUAUUUAGGACUACCAGUGAAUGACAACUUUAAGGCAAACACCAGUUCCCGGUAUUUGCCGUAUAAGUCAUAUACUGUCAAAUGGGGACCGUCAUUGAAUACCUGUCCCGACAUCGAGAGCGCCGGUAUUGUGAACCCCAUGUUCUAUACGUUACACACAUUUGAUGUUCAGUUUAUACUACCCGUCCAUGAAGUCAAUGAAAUCAAUGGAUUGCGACAAAUGUUUGUACAGAAGGGUCCGACUGGUCAUCCCUGUCCUUCAAUUAUCAAUGAACAACCGGUGCCUACAGUCAAGUCAAUAGUGACUAUUCAUAAACCUGUGCCGACAAUUACUGAGGGAAAGGCAGCUAAUGUUAAGUCUAUUAAAACUACUAAAAGUGCUAAACCCGUUGUACUACCUGUCCAUCAGUCGGUAUCAACUAAGGCUAACCCUAAGCCUAAACACCCGGGUAUUAAACAAGACGCGUUGAAAUAUUUGCCUAAUUAUGAGGAGGCCGUCAAAGUUUACCCAAUUUUCUAA